This is a messenger RNA of Rhinolophus ferrumequinum (greater horseshoe bat), 3800 nucleotides long. RefSeq names its product tripartite motif containing 7 (gene TRIM7). NCBI's taxonomy places the organism in Eukaryota, Metazoa, Chordata, Mammalia, Chiroptera, Rhinolophidae. Gene Ontology annotation, molecular function: protein binding; zinc ion binding. The record is from RefSeq and is a predicted model, not a curated record. The transcript is spliced from 7 exons. The coding region runs from base 219 to 1388 and encodes 389 amino acids.
AGACCACCUCGCUGCGCCUCCUGGCCCGCAGGCGCGCCCUCGGGGUGGGUUUUCCAGCUGGGCGCGCCCCUAGCGGCGGUGUCGCCCGCCAGCGCCAGCCGCGCCCAUCCCCCCAGUGGGCGGCGGGAGGCCCGCCCUGGCCGCGGCGCUCUCAGCCGCGUACUAUCUGGUCCCAGUUCUCCCAAGCACCGCCCGAUUUGCGUGCGCUGAGGGCGCGCAUGGCGGCAGUGGGGCCGCGGAGCGGCCCGGGCGCCGGGGCCGAGGCGCUGGCAUUGGCGGCGGAGCUGCAAGGCGAGGCGACGUGCUCUAUCUGCCUGGAACUCUUCCGUGACCCCGUGUCCGUCGAGUGCGGCCACAGCUUUUGCCGCGCAUGCAUCGCGCGCUGCUGGGAGCGCCCGGGCGCGGGGUCUACCGCCGGCCCCCGCGUGCUGCUCUGCCCGCUCCCGUGUCCGCAGUGCCGUGAGCCUGCGCGGCCCGGCCAGCUGCGGCCCAACCGCCAGCUGGCCGCAGUCGCCGCUUUACUGCGGCGCUUCAGCCUGCCGGCGGCCGCGCGAAACGAACGCGAUUCCCCAGAGGCGGUGGCGGCCGGGUGCGCGCAGCACGGCGAACCGCUCAAGCUCUACUGCCAGGACGACGGACGUGCCAUUUGUGUGGUGUGCGACCGCGCCCGCGAGCACCGUGCGCACGCUGUGUUGCCGCUCGAGGAGGCAGUGCAGGAGGCUAAGGAACUCCUGGAGUCCAGGCUGAAGAUCUUGAAGAAGGAUCUGGAGGACUAUGAGAUGUUUCGUUCCACGGAAGAGAAGGAGAGCAAGGAGCUCCUGAAACAGAUGGCAGCUGAACGAGAGAAGGUGGGGGCGGAAUUCCAGGCGCUGAGGGCCUUUCUGGUGGAGCAGGAGGGCCGGCUUCUGGGCCGCCUGGAGGAGCUGUCCCGGGAGGUGACACAGAAGCAGAAUGAGAACCUGGCUCAGCUUGGGAGUGAGAUCGCCCAGCUCUCCAAGCUCAGCAGCCAGAUCAAGGAGACAGCUCGCAAGCCUGACCUUGACUUUCUUCAGGAAUUCAAAAACACACUAAGCAGGUGCAGCAAUGUUCCUGCCCCCAAGCCAAGCACAGUCUCUUCUGAGAUGAAGAAUAAAGUCUGGAAUGUUUCUCUGAAGACCUUUGUCUUAAAGGGGCUGCUCAAGAAGUUCAAAGAGGAUCUUCGUGGAGAGCUGGAGAAAGAGGAGAAAGGCUGCCUGCAAAGGGUUUCUGGAGACCACAGCAUCCGAGGAAUGAAACUGGGUGAUAGGGGAAAGGGACUCUGUGGUCAACUGAGCAGAGGAAGAGAUACCUUGGACCCUCGGGGCCUGUCCCCUGCCUGUUGGUGCCAUGUGGAUUUGGCCCAGCUGUGAGGAGGUGGAGACAGGUGAAGACAAGUCCAGCUGUUGACAGAGGUGCUUCCUCUCACUGGGGCUUACUGCCCAGACUCAGCAGGGCCUCUGGCUCCGUGGAACACCAAGCCCUGGUCCCGUGCUGUCCUCAGUUGCAAGGGGGCAUGUUCUGGCCAAAACAGCCAGGUUCAUGAUCAUGUCUGCUUUGCCUUCUUGUUAGCUGCCGGCUCUGCCUUCAGAGACCUGAAUCCAGCUGGCCUGAUCAAAUCGUCUACUCAGGGAGGAACACUGUACUCCCAGCUCAGAACAGUCUGGGCCAGAACUGGAAGGAGACCCUUGACCUGUACAUGACGACAAGCCUAGGACAACAGUAUAUAGGCAUGGCUACCCUCCAACCCUCCUUAACUUGAUACAGAGUGAUAUGUACAUCUUCGGCCUCAGUGACAGCCAUGUGUGCUCACAGAUGCCUAAAUACCUUUCAAGGGCCGAAGUACAGGCUCCUUUGAGUAAGGAGACCAAAGAGUCUGGAAUUUUGAAACACAAGGCAGCACUUAAAAUUUUACAGAUCCAACUUAACACCAGCAUGGAAAUGCACAGCACAAACACCCCUGCCAGAUUCUGGAAUUUGCCAAAUGUGUUCCAGGAGAAGCGGACCCUGGUGCCAAGGCCAGCUCAGCCUGUGCCCUGGUGGCCAUUAUCACCUUGGCUAAUUAUUCCCCUGGCUUGUGUAUGGCUGGGCUUCUGGGGGGUUGGUGGUAGGCUGUUCCUUGCUUAGUGCUCCCCAGGUAAGGGAGAUGGAGAUGGAAAUACAGACUGAACUCAUUUGUAGGGUGGCUUGGCUCAUUCUUGACUCACCCAGUUGUGUGCAAGAGCACAAGUGUGAGCAAGCGUUUCUCCAGGCUGGGUGAGCAUGUGUGCUCCUGUGUGUGAGGGACAUGCACACAUUGUUGAUAACAGGUGGUGGGGGCCAGGGGUGUGCGGAUCUUGGGAGAGGGCACUUAUGAGCACAUGCAUAGGGUUUACGUGUUGAAACAGGUCUAGGUCAGUGUGGUCACCCUGUUAUCAACUUGUUAAAUACUAGCCACCCCAUACUUAGGUGAGGGCCACAGGUUUCCUCCCCCACUAACAGGUUGCCAGGCUAGAUGAAAUCCAGUUUGAGAACUAAUUCUGUCCUGCACAGGUUCAGACAUGUAUUGGCACACAGAGAUAGGGACAGUUAAAUAGUUCAGUCUGCAAAUAUCAUGGAGCUGUGCUCUGUCCCGUGACACGCUUCAAGGUUCUUGUAGGGCAGGCACAACACUCUAGAGACAGACCCAGUGCACACAGCACCAGGCAAUCGACCCAGUGUCCUACGAGCUUGGGACGGGACUAUUUAAGAGCCCAGCCUUCAGCAGCAUUCCAGAGUGUGAAUUCUGUGCCGUUCCGACACGGAAUAUAGCUCUAGAGCACUGAGUCAAUUUGUCUUUGAGUACCACUGAUUUCCAUAAGGAUAAUCCACUUCUAAAAUUCAUUUGCUAAUUAAAUUGCCUAAUGUUAUCAAGUCCUAAUGUUAUCUGGGCGUGUCUGGCUUUUGAAUUGAGUAUCACAAUUACCCUUUGUGUCAUCUAGCAACUAUGCCAAAGUAUUCAACGUGUUACAGGUCACAGAAGGUAGAGUGACUGGUGGAGGCUCUGUAGGGCCAGGUCUGCGGACUCCUGGGGUGGCUGUGUGUGUAUGUUCAGCUUUUGUGUUUGUGAUUGUAUGUCUUAUUCGAGUUUGCAGAAUAACUACAUAGAUACCUAUCUGAUGUAACAACAGUUGCAUUACACUACACAUGGAGAGUAAGAGAGAUGUUCUCUCCGUCACCAGGGCAGCAUGGUGACUUUGGAUGUCACAACGCUGUAUGACAGUGUGUGCAUGUAUGCCUUUUCCUCUCCCUACUUUUGAACACAAGACCGCUGAGAUCUCUGGGCCUCUGAGAGCAACGACUGGCUUAACUUGGGUCCUUCUCACCCCACCCGUUAGUCCCAGAUCCUUGUGAGCUGCACAGCGGUGAGAACCUAGGUCCCUGCCAACCAGACCCUCAGCUCCUCAGUAUCCAGAGUGGAGGGACUGCCUCUGGCCUGGCCACCCAGUGACCUAAGUCAUCUGGCCUUAGAGAGACCAUAGGGCAGGUUGGGACACCAACCAAAGUCUACCUACAGCCGCCACUUUCUGACCAUUGACAGGCUAAGGCUCCUGUCCCUCACCUGAGCUCUCUGUCUUCCUUACCUCAACCCCGAAAUCCCUUUUGGAGGCCAUGAAAGAACCUGCUCUCCAAGAUUCCAGGGCGGGCCCCUAAGGAUUGCCUUUUCCUAAUUUGCCUAAAGGUGCUCUGACCCAGUCCUUGGCCCAGCAUCUCACACUAGGACCUUCUGACUUACCCACUGUUGUCACACAGCAGCCUAGCCAACU